AUUUAUCCAUGGAAACCAUGUCCUCCAUGAUGUCCUCCGAAUCCACCAUGGCCUCCCUAAAAAUAGCUCCAACCUUUGGACACGGCGGAGGUCGUGGACAUGGCGGAUUCGGAGGUCACGGAGGACACGGUGGUGGCUUCGGAGGUAGACCCGGAUAUGGCGGCGGCGGUGGCUUCGGAGGAGGCGGCGGCUUUUCUGGAAGCUCUGCCAAUGCUGCAGCUCAAUCACAAUCAUUUGGAGCAGGAGGCGGCCUUGGCGGUGGCUUGAGCGGAUCUGCUGCAUCAGCAAACGCUGGCUCCCAAUCUUUCGGAUUCGGACGAUGA
Molecule: messenger RNA, 323 nt
Organism: Culicoides brevitarsis
Lineage: Eukaryota; Metazoa; Arthropoda; Insecta; Diptera; Ceratopogonidae
Exons: 4
Coding region: 9-323 (104 amino acids)
Source: RefSeq, a predicted model, not a curated record